AUGCAAGGGACCGCAUGUGCUAGCGCAUAUGCCAGGUACAACUGCCGCCAGAAGCAAUACCACGGCAUGCGCAACGCCGUUCAAUUCGUGUUCCCUCUUCUGAGGAAAGUUUUAUCUUUUGCCAGAACUCCCCCUCGCGAGCAGCUGUUGAGCAUGUUGGUAGGUGCCCCUUAUUCGCUAGCGCACGAGGGUCCUUUAACUUGCACUCACCUGCACGCAUUUGUCAACACUCCUGAGGGCGAACUUCUACGCAUGUUCGAGGGAUGCAUUGCAGAACGGCUUGCAGCGCCACCUUCGCAACAUGUGAUGAAAAUGUGGUCACCUGACUUGCAGGAAUAUUACAAACGCGCAACUGCCAAAGCGUGCGUGGACGCAUCAGGCGAAAGGAAACCACAGAGAUUCGAGGCUGGUCUAAGUGCUUGUAGCGUUUUUUCAUUAGGAGUACAAAAUCACACUGUCGAGAGCGAUCUCUGGGGGGAAUUCGGAAGCGGACAUACACAUCAAGGCACUUAUUUGAACCCGUUUGGAGAUCAGGCUGCACGUGAAGGUGAGGAGGACAUAGCGAGUGAUUGGUGUCGCUUAAUUGACAUGUACUCCUUGUUUUUACCAGAUCGCUCUCCGUUGCAUGAGUUGGAGAACCUUCCACAAGAAAUCGGAAUUGGCGAACUCUUGCUGUCACUCCUGAAACAUGUCUACAUGACUGAUAUAGAUAUCAAAACGAUUGUGGAUGUGGGUGGCGGUAAUGGUUUUUUAGCUGCACAGCUCGCAGAACGGCUUGGUUGUGAAUCUUUUGUGGUCGACCCAUUUACACCUAAACAUGCUAUUGAUAAUGCGAAUUUUCCACACUGGACCGUGGGAGCUCGCGUUAGGCAACGCAGGGAACGUCGAUAUCCGCUGCACCGUAUUUCCAAGCGACUACAGGAUGUUGACUGGGGAAAUACUCACAUAGAUUUUGAUUCUUGUGCCGUUGUGGCAAAGCACCUCUGUGGAACUUCUGUUGAUAGUUGUUUGCGUCAUUUAAUGGCUUCUAACAAGCUUCCUCGGGUACUGGUUGUGGUCCCCUGCUGUUUUAAUAAGGGAAGAUACGCUGAAUACUGUAACCCUGGUUUCCUCUCUCAUGUGGCUGAUGUGGAAGGUGAGUUGUCGUGGGAGCAGUGCACUCGCCUCACUGAUUGGAAUAAAUCCUGUUACCAACAAGCUGGGAAUCCAUUAAGUUGCUCGUCUUGUUGCAGCUGUUGUAAUGGUAGUUAUGAUCGAAGAGCUGGGGAGAAGAAAGUCAGCCGGAAAAGGAAGAUGGAACACUUUCUUCCUUGUAUGGACGACAUAGCUACUCUAGUGGAGGUGAUUAUAAAUUAUGGACGCGUGCUGUGGCUGCGUGAGAUGGGUUACCAGACCUCCGUCGUAGAAUAUGUUCCUCGCUGUGUUACACCGAAGAAUCGAGCAAUUGUAGCGGUGCGCAGAGAACGCAGUAGUGACGCAAGUCUGGAAAUUACGAUGUCGGACACACACCCCUCAUUACCUGCCUUUCAAUAA
This is a messenger RNA of Trypanosoma brucei brucei TREU927, 1533 nucleotides long. RefSeq lists its product as hypothetical. The transcript has a single exon. The record is from RefSeq and is a predicted model, not a curated record. Gene Ontology annotation, biological process: tRNA methylation. Bases 1 to 1533 code for a protein of 510 amino acids. NCBI's taxonomy places the organism in Eukaryota, Euglenozoa, Kinetoplastea, Trypanosomatida, Trypanosomatidae.